Molecule: messenger RNA, 444 nt
Organism: Daucus carota subsp. sativus
Lineage: Eukaryota; Viridiplantae; Streptophyta; Magnoliopsida; Apiales; Apiaceae
Product: protein DOWN-REGULATED IN DIF1 11
Exons: 1
Coding region: 1-444 (147 amino acids)
Source: RefSeq, a predicted model, not a curated record
AUGGCAACAAAAUCUGCAAACAUGUCACUUGCUGUUAUUAUCUUCUCAAUUAGUUUCUUGAUCUUUGCUCCCUCCCGGCUCGCCUUCUCGUCUGAAAACAAAUUAUAUCUUACAUCGCCUACUCCAUCCCCAUCUGCUGACCACUUUGAGCACGGAAACAGAAUUUUACCAGAACUCAAAAAGUUUGUGGCGAAAUGCGGAGAAAAUUUGUCGGGCCAUUGUGGUCAGGAAAUUAGGAAUGAUUUGCUUGAGAUUGAAGAUAUCUCAGGUUACUGCUGCAAACAACUAGUGAAGAUGGGAAAGGUUUGUCACAUGGGAAUGGUGAGAUUAGCUGCUACCACCUCAGUUAAUAAGGAAGAAUCAUCUGCUAUCAUUUCAAAUGGUUCACGGGUAUAUGAUAAAUGUGCUAUGCUCAUCAAUAUCAUAGCUUCGUCUCCUCACUAG